Messenger RNA from Acyrthosiphon pisum (pea aphid), 2318 nucleotides. RefSeq lists its product as uncharacterized. Lineage: Eukaryota; Metazoa; Arthropoda; Insecta; Hemiptera; Aphididae. Bases 333 to 2084 code for a protein of 583 amino acids. The record is from RefSeq and is a predicted model, not a curated record. The transcript is spliced from 15 exons.
UGGACUUGACCCGUAUUCCAUUGACAUUUGGCCCGUCACGAUAAACGUUUUAAUUUUUGUUGCCAGCUCGAACCGUGUUGUUUUCCAACAGACGCUUGUGGAACGUCUUUUCAUAUUAUACGUUAUUACUUUCUUACAUAAUAUUUAAUAUCUCCUCCACAAACGUGAAAAGCAAUAUCCGUAGGUUUUAUUUUUAUUUUUUAAAAACGAUAUUUAUUAAAAUUGAUCUACGGAACUCAUAUCUAUCUAUACGAAUAAUAGAAUAGAAUAGAAUUGUUUGAAACUGUCGAAAGAAAACUUCAGACAUACAUAAAGUUUUAUGAAUAAAAAAUAUGAAUUCAGAUUAUAAGUGGAGAGAGCAAACAACAUCAAGACUGAAUGGUUCAAAAGCAAGAGAUUCUGGUGAAAAUGGAUCUACCAUCAAUAACUUUGUUCGUAGACAUCAACGCAAUUUAUCAUUACCUAUCAAUAAUGUUUUUCAGCCAACAACGACAAAAGCUGAUUCUGCCUCUAUAACUACAAUGUCUAAUUCUAAAGGCAAUGGAAUAUCUUAUUCUAGUCCAGUUCACAAAAAUUACCAAGAAUCCAAUGACUGUGAUGAUUCCUCUUCAAAUAGUGAUACUGGUAGUACAGGUACUUACAUUAUUGAGAGAAAUGAUACAUCUAAUGAUAACAAAUCAGAACAAUCACCAGAUUGCGACGAUAGUGUUGAUGAUUUUAAAAAGUCCAAUUCAAUGGUCAAGAAACUACGUUCUAGUUGGGUCAAUGAAUGGCAUUCAAAAUUGAAUCAAAACAAAUCAUCUCUUUCAAGCCCAAUUCCUCUACUAAAAUCAGACAUCAAACCUAAUUCACCAAUUUUAAUGAAAAAUACAAGGAAAUCAAAUAUUCCGUUGCCAAAUGCAUCUAGUAUAAAAGACUUAAGUGAAAAUAGUGUUAAAAGUAUAAGCAGUGAUGAUGAUACCCGAUUACUUUUAAAAGAUGCUGAGAAUUGCGUAUCUAUGCUAGAAGCUAAAGUUGAAAAAACUGUUCACACUGCAAUUCAAUAUAAUCGAACUUUCAACUUGCGCCGUGAUAGAUUUGCAAAGCCGCAACAAGACACAAAUAAAAAAAGUGUAGACCCCAAGACUGCUAAUGAUAAAUCUAACUUAUACAAGCCUUCAAGCCAAAAUUUAAGUUCAUCAUUGUCGAGAGUUGAUUGUGGGCGUUAUAGUUUAAGAACAUCCAGAGUGCCUCAACCAAAUUCAUCACCGUUGUUGUCUGCUCGCAAAAAUUUAUCAUCAAAAAAAAAAUGGAACUCAAGUAUACUUUGCAACAAAGUUCAAACACCAAAUAAGGAAACAGAAUUGGAAAAUUGGAAAAGACGUAAAAACUAUGAUCCAUUAAAAGCAGCCGCACAAGGAAAGAAAAAAGAUCAUCAAAAACCGUCAUCAUUUUCCAAGGAAAAGAGUGUUGAAAAUUCUGGUAAUCCAGUUUUAAGAUCGGCAUCCUUUCAUGGUCGAGAUGGUUUUUCUCAAGAGGAUGAUAGUGAUGGGUGGGAACAAAAAAGUUUGCAUUUCUAUGAUCAUGUUGAUGAUUGGCAUAAAUUACCACAACCACCUGCUACAUCCAGAGAUCAUUCACCUCCGCCAUCCAAGAACGAAAAUCUUUCUUCAUCAGCAAAUUCAUCACUAGCUAUGUUGCCUACUCUGAUAUCAGCACAUAAUGGCUCACCUACGUUUUUGCACAAAUCAUUGUCUGCAUUUAAUAGCUCUACAAGCUCUUCUCUUGAUGUCAGUUCAAUGCCAGAUGCAUUGUUUGACGAUAAAGAUACAUUGGAUAUGGUUCAGUUAUCGUAUAAAGCCAAAAAACGUGGUAUUGAACUUAUGAAGAGAAUAAGAAAAGAGUUACCUGAAUAUGAUGAUAUAGUACUUACUAGGGGUAUUGCAAGUAUUGAUAUAAUGGAUGAUUCAUUCCAUAUUCCAAUGAAAUCAUGGGGUAUGUCAGUGUCGGCAACUAAUAUUAACUGCGUCGAUAAUAUAUUCAGAAUACUUGAAAACGUUUUAUUCAAAGACAAUGAUAGCAGAGAAAAUAAUUCAGACAACUAAUCUCCAAAUAUUUUCUUGAGUUAAGUUAUUGUUUUUUUUUUUUUUUAUUAUUAUUAUUUUUAUUAUUAUAAUGUUAUAUUACUGCAAUGCCAAAUUUACCGUGUGAUAAAAUACAAUAGUGUAAUAUUAUAUUUUAAAAUAAUUGAUAUUAGUUUUAAUUUAUUUGUUAAACAAUAUACUUAUUAAAAAAAUAUAUAAAUCAUCAGUAUUAUUAUGCUAUGUAUACAUGCAAAC